AUGUGGUAUGUUAUAAUCAUUGUUGUUCUCUUUACUAUUGUCAACGGACAAUCAUCAUCAUUUAUCACAGUACAAAAUGGUCGUUUGACUUUGAACAAUGAAGAUUAUAUGUAUAUCGGCACCAAUUUUUGGUAUGGUGUUAAUCUUGCUUCGAAAGGACCUGGUGGUAAUCGGUCACGUUUACUACGCGAAUUGGAUCGAUUACAUUCAUUAGGUGUCGAUAAUCUACGCUUACAAGCAGGUAGUGAAGGUCCAAAUACAGAACCAUCGCGUAUGGUUCCUGCGAUGCAACCUCAACCUGGUAUAUACGAUGAAGCCAUUUUAGAUGGUCUCGACUUUCUCUUAUAUGAAAUGAACAAACGAAAAAUGCGUGCAGUAAUGUGCUUAAAUAAUUAUUGGCAAUGGUCAGGUGGUUUUGCUCAAUAUGUAGUUUGGGCUGGAGGUGCAAAAUCAAUUCCUUAUCCAGGCGGUAGCAAUGAUUUUGACUCAUUUGCUGCAAGAUUCUAUGAGUUACCACGAGCAUUAGAAUUGUUUAACAAUCAUAUUCAAUUUAUAGUAAAACGUACAAAUAAAUAUAACAACAUACCCUAUGCGGAAGAUCCAACAAUUAUGUCAUGGGAAUUAGCUAAUGAACUUAGUCAAUAUGGUAAUUUAAAUCUUACAUGGUUAAACCAUACUGCUUGCUUAAUUAAACAGCUUGCUCCAAAACAAUUGAUUACUACAGGUAGCGACGGUCACUCUACAUCAAAAAAUUUCAUAAAUGAACAUGCCAGUCAAUGUAUUGAUUACGCUACUAUACAUUUAUGGGUAGAAAACUGGGGUAUCCACGAUCCGCAUAAUUCUUCAGUUACAUUUCCAUUAGCUCUAGCAGCUGCUAAAAAAUUUAUCGAUGAUCGCGCUGCCUACAAAGAUAAACCGAUUGUAUUAGAAGAAUUCGGCAUAUCUCGAGACAAUGCUAGUCUUAGUUCAACAUCACCUGUUACUGUACGUGACAAAUAUUAUCGAGCUGUCCUUCAACUUGCUCAUCAUCAUCGCAUACCUGCCACUUUCUGGGCUUAUGGAGGCGAAGGACGACCACGAAUUCUAGGUGCUAGUUGGAGACAAGGAGAUGAUUUUAUUGGUGAUCCACCACAUGAACCUCAAGGCUCGAAUGCGGUGUACGAUACCGAUAAUAGUACACUCGAAAUCAUUCGUUAUUUUGCUUCAAUGGCAACAAAAAAAUCAUCAGCCAACACAAGUCUUUUCUAA
Molecule: messenger RNA, 1248 nt
Organism: Adineta steineri
Lineage: Eukaryota; Metazoa; Rotifera; Eurotatoria; Adinetida; Adinetidae
Source: the annotation of a GenBank genome assembly